AUGUGGAAAUGGAAGAGCAAACCCCGAGAAGCCGGCGAGGACCCCGCCCCCGCGUCCGGAUCCACGCCCGCGUCCGGCCCCGCAACCUUGUCAACCUCGGCCUUGGCCCCUCCACCGGCAUAUGGCGCUACCUCAAACGCUAGCCCUCCGGACCCCCAGGCUCUCUCGGCCGCCCUCGGCGCCCUGGACCUUGAUCCCACCCCGCCCGGCACCGACCCCCGCGACGAUCCAAACGAGGACACCUGCCUCGCCCACCUCUGCCUGCUGGCCGCCUUCAACCGCCUCAAGAACGAAACGGGCUACCGCGACGGGCUCUGGGAUAUCUGGGAUAGGCGCGCCCAGGCAUCCAAUGCUUCACCGGCGGCCGGCGGCAGCAGCAGCAACGGCAAAGCCGCCGGCGCCGGCAGAGGAGACGCGAGCUUGAACACGGAGGUGCUGGUCAAGCUCCGCGAGAAGCGGUGGGCCGUGUACGUCGGCCGCGCGGCGGACCGCUACGCCGCGUGGUGGCGCAGCUUCGUGCCGGACAUGCUGCUGGAGAGGGACAUGGUCGAGCCGAGCGAGGAGCGGAGGGACCGGUACGAGGGGUUCCCGAGCGAGGAGCCCAUGGCGUGGAACGCGGACAUGCUUCCGCCGCUGGGUAGGACGCCCUUUGCUCAUCGCUGA
This is a messenger RNA of Colletotrichum spaethianum, 663 nucleotides long. RefSeq lists its product as uncharacterized. The transcript has a single exon. Lineage: Eukaryota; Fungi; Ascomycota; Sordariomycetes; Glomerellales; Glomerellaceae. The record is from RefSeq and is a predicted model, not a curated record. Bases 1 to 663 code for a protein of 220 amino acids.